GAGGACAGCAACAUUACACUUAUUUUUCUUACAAAAUUAUUCAUUUUUCCUUCUAUAAAUAAGCACUUUUUGUCAUCACUUUCUUAACUCGGACCUACAUCAACAUUUCACUUAAUUUUCUUACAAAACUUCAUCUCCAAUUCUCUCAAAGCUUGUCCAAAACUCAUCACAUUCUUCACUCUCACACAUCUCUCUUUCUCUCUCAUCAACAAUGGGAAGAACACCUUGCUGCGACAAAAAUGGCCUCAAGAAAGGCCCAUGGACUCCCGAAGAAGACGAGAAGCUCAGUCGAUACAUCCACGCCCACGGCGCCGGAAAUUGGAGAAAUCUUCCCAAAAAUGCUGGGCUUCAAAGAUGCGGAAAGAGUUGUCGACUGCGCUGGACCAAUUAUCUGAGGCCAGAUAUCAAGAGGGGAAGAUUCUCAUUCGAGGAAGAAGAAACCAUAAUCCAACUCCAUAGCGUACUCGGCAAUAAAUGGUCGGCCAUCGCAGCACGUCUACCGGGAAGAACCGACAACGAGAUCAAGAACUACUGGAACACGCACAUCCGGAAGCAGCUGCUCCGGAUGGGGAUCGACCCGGUGACCCACGCGCCGCGGCUCGACUUGCACGACCUCACGUCGACCCUCCUCAACUCGCCGCAGCUUAGCCUCCUCCGCCUCCUGAAUCCGGAGGCGCUGAGGCUGGCGAUGACCCUAGCGUCGUGCAACGGCGGCGGCGAAGCGCAGCUCAUGUUGAAUUCGCAGCUCCAAAAUCAGCUGCAGCAGGCGGUCCCACACAUCCAACCUAAUCACUUUGAAUAUAUUAUCGGCCAACAAAUCCCACCAAAUCAAAGCAAUAUUAAUUCAUAUCACAAUCAACCUCAAUAUCAACAAUUGUUUCAAGAGAAUGUGAUGCCUGCUGCAAAUGCGAGCGAUCAUCAUCGGAGUUUUCCGGCGGAUUUUGGCUACGAUCAAAUUAGGGCAGAUUUGUCGGAAAAUUCGAGUUUUCAAUCGAUGAACACAAAUAGCAGCAGCAGCAGCGAUAACAACAGCGCUCCUACGUUUGAUUCGGCCUCCGCCGUCAUCAACGGCGGCGGCGGCGAAGAUGAGAGAGAAAGUUUCUGCAGUAAUCUGUUGAAGUUUGAGAUUGCGGAGAGUUGGGAUUUGGAUGAUUUCUUGGAAAUUUGAUUUCAUUUGUUUUACUUGGUGAAGGGCACAGAAAAUUUUAUUGAGGUUUUAUUAUUCAAAUUUCAUGUAUAAAUUAUAGAAAAAAAAAAUUAAAAGAAUAGAUCUUGUCAUAUUUGAGUUUAAA
Molecule: messenger RNA, 1292 nt
Organism: Salvia miltiorrhiza (redroot sage)
Lineage: Eukaryota; Viridiplantae; Streptophyta; Magnoliopsida; Lamiales; Lamiaceae
Product: transcription factor MYB41-like
Exons: 3
Coding region: 212-1168 (318 amino acids)
Source: RefSeq, a predicted model, not a curated record